AUGGCGAUGGAAACACUAGAUGUGCUCAGAUCAGGGCCGGUAGUCUACGACGAUCACACACUACCGGCGACUUUCCAAUGUCUCCAGCUCGAGAUAGUGCAUCAAACUCGCGCCACAUGUCUGACCAAGACCGCGCCCAGACUACAUCUCGUCGAGCAAAACAGCCCGAGCAUUCACACCAUUGCGAGAAAAUAUCCCGAGACCACAAUACCAAUAAGACAUACAUCUUCGUCUCCACCAGCCACGGAAACCCAGUCCCACUCCACCGAUCCUCGUCCCACCACACCGAAUCUCGCACCAUCACGCAUGUUCCACCGCUUCCAGCGCACAGAUCCGGCGUACGACGCUCGUGACCUGACGGACCGGACGCUCCGAUUGGUGUCUCAGCGCGUCCCGAAGCAAUGGGUGGGGACGUUGUACUGGGCGCGUAGACGGGUGCGUGUACCGAGUGAGUGUGAGGAUGGGUCGAUUCGGCUGAUAUUUCACACUUCCACCGACUACUUCUCAGAGAGCCUUGGUACCUACCCGAUUAGGCAAUCUGUGUUUCAGGUGUAG
Molecule: messenger RNA, 555 nt
Organism: Parastagonospora nodorum SN15
Lineage: Eukaryota; Fungi; Ascomycota; Dothideomycetes; Pleosporales; Phaeosphaeriaceae
Exons: 3
Coding region: 1-555 (184 amino acids)
Source: RefSeq, a predicted model, not a curated record